Messenger RNA from Adelges cooleyi (spruce gall adelgid), 3172 nucleotides. It is a transcript of the gene Naa15-16, whose product is annotated as N-alpha-acetyltransferase 16, NatA auxiliary subunit. Bases 153 to 2759 code for a protein of 868 amino acids. The record is from RefSeq and is a predicted model, not a curated record. The transcript has 17 exons. Lineage: Eukaryota; Metazoa; Arthropoda; Insecta; Hemiptera; Adelgidae. Gene Ontology annotation, molecular function: protein-N-terminal amino-acid acetyltransferase activity; protein binding. Gene Ontology annotation, biological process: N-terminal peptidyl-methionine acetylation. Gene Ontology annotation, cellular component: cytoplasm; NatA complex.
UCAGUAUUUAUGAUUUCUCGAGAAGAGUGAUGGAAAUUCUCACGAGGAUCAUCUUUCUCGAGUUACUAGAGAAGUAUUUAUUCUAAGUUUCUGUAAUAUUGAAAACUUGUUGUUGUCAGGAAUAAUAAAUAGUUUAAUAGUAAAAUAAGAAAAUGCCGUCGGGCCAACCUUUACCGCCCAAGGAAAAUUCAUUAUUCAAAAGAAUUUUAAGAUGUUAUGAACAGAAACAGUACAAGAAUGGAUUGAAAUUUGCAAAACAAAUUCUUUCAAACCCUAAGUUUUCAGAACAUGGAGAAACACUGGCUAUGAAAGGACUUACUUUAAAUUUCCUUGGUCGUAAAGAAGAAGCAUAUGAACACGUUCGGCGAGGUCUUCGAAAUGACCUCACUUCACAUGUUUGUUGGCAUGUGUAUGGUUUAUUGCAAAGAUCCGAUAAAAAGUAUGAUGAGGCUAUUAAAUGUUAUAGAAAUGCUCUGAAAUGGGAAAAAGACAAUAUACAAAUUUUGAGAGAUUUAUCAUUAUUACAAAUACAAAUGAGAGAUUUAGAAGGUUAUCGGGACACAAGAUAUCAAUUAUUCAUGUUGAGACCAACUCAAAGAGCAUCUUGGAUUGGUUAUGCAAUGGCCUAUCAUUUAUUGAGUGAUUUUGAUAUGGCUUUGAAAAUUUUGGAAACAUUUAGAAAAACUCAAAUGGUUUCAGCACCAUUUGAUUUUGAAUAUAGCGAGCUUCUCUUAUAUCAAAAUAUGGUCGUUCAAGAGUCUGGUGGCAUAUUGGAUGCAAUUAAACAUUUAGACAUGUAUAAAGAAAAUAUUUUUGACAAAUUAACCGUCUUGGAAAUCUAUGGAUCCUUAUAUUUACAAAUAAAAGAAUACCAACUAGCUACAUUAUGUUAUGAAAAGUUACUCAGACGAAAUCAAGAAAAUACAAUGUAUUAUUUGAAAAUAAAAGAAGCGAAACAAUUGAAGAAUGAUGAAUGUGUUUAUUCCAUGCUUUGUGCUUAUAGGAAGAAAUUCCCUAAAGCAUUAGCUCCUAAACGGUUAUGUUUAACUUUUGCUUCAGGUGAAUCAUUCCGAAGUGAAGUAGAUUUAUACUUAAGAGCUGGUUUCCACAAAGGUGUUCCUCCUCUAUUUGUAGACUUACGAUCUUUGUAUAAAGAUAAACACAAAGUACAAAUAAUUGAAGAAUUAUUAGAAUCAUAUGUAAAUAAUUUAACUAAAUUCAGCUCAUUUGAUAGUGAUGACACAUCUAGUAAAGAACCGGCUUCUGCAUUAUUAUGGGUGUACCAUUAUCUAGCUCAACAUUAUGACUACCUUAAUGAUAUGCAAAAGGCAUUAACAUACAUUGAUAUGGCUAUAGCACAUACUCCGACUUUAAUUGAACUUUUUGUCACUAAAGGAAGGAUAUUUAAGCACGCCGGUGAUGUUUACGAAGCAUACAAAUGGCUAGAUGAAGCACAAGGAUUAGAUACUGCCGAUAGAUAUAUUAAUUCAAAGUGUGCCAAAUAUAUGCUUCGAGCAAAUCUCAUUAAAGAAGCAGAAGACACAUGUUCUAAAUUUACAAGGGAAGGAGUUUCACCUAUGGAAAAUCUAAAUGAAAUGCAAUGUAUGUGGUUCCAAACGGAAUGUGCCUUAUCUUAUCAACAACUUGGAAAAUGGGGUGAAAGUUUAAAGAAAUGUCAUGAAGUUGAUAGGCAUUUCACCGAAAUUAUUGACGAUCAGUUCGAUUUCCACACUUAUUGUAUGCGUAAAAUGACAUUAAGGUCUUAUGUGAGUUUAUUGAGACUUGAAGAUGUUUUGAGAUCACAUCCAUUUUAUUUCCGAGUGGCACGAUGCGCAAUCCAAGUGUACCUGCAUUUACAUGACAAACCUCCGACUGAUUCUUCGUCUAAUAAUGAGUUGGAUACAGGAAAUCUGGCUCCCGGACAGUUAAAAAAAAUGCUGAACAAACAACGAAAAGCGCAGAGAAAAGCCCAAGAGGAGAAAGCACAAGCUCUGGCCGCCCAAGAGAAACGGGACGCACAUAAAAACCGUCAACAAGUGUCGAAUGCAGGCGACGAGGCCGACACGAUGCCGUUGGACGAACUGCUUCCCGAAAAAUUAGAAAGAGUCGAAGAUCCUCUGGAGCAAGCCAUCAAGUUUUUGAAACCUCUGCAAGAACUGGCUUCCAACAACAUGGAAACCCAUUUAAUGGCGUUCGAAAUAUACUACAGAAAAGACAAACUCUUGUUGAUGCUGCAGAGCAUUAUACGAAGUCAUCGCAUCAAUCCGGACCAUCCGAUGUUCCACAGUUGUCUGAUUAGAUUUAUGGAAAAACUGUCCAAAUUGGACAACAUUCAAGACGAAAUACAAAUGGUGUUCGACAAACAGUUGGAGCCAAUACUAGGCGGUAGAUCGGCCGCAGAAAUUAACACGCAGUUCCUCGCCAAACACCACAAGUCAUUGCCAGCAUUAGUUCAAGGUCUAAAAAUGAAAUAUAAACUGGACAACAGUUCUCAGCAAGAAGUUCUUGCGCAAAUUACGAAGUUAGAUGAUUCUCUGGAAGAUGUCGAUAUUCAAACGUGCGGAGAUAUAUUAAAUUCACUAAGUAACGGCGAAUUUGGUGAAGUGGGAAGCAUAACUGAAGAGUAUCGUAAAGCAUGCUACAAACGAUUCCCUUUGGCCACUGCUUUUCAUACUGAUCAAGAUCGUUCCCCCAUGGCAUUUUGGUCCAAUUCGUACAAAACCCUGAACGAGACGCAGGAAAAUUGUGUUAGCAAUUAAACGAGGUCAUGGAUGUUAGAUCAAAAAUGUAUUUUUAAUUUUGUUGAAAAAUCUUUUCUUAUUAUUUAUAAUAAUAGGUCUUUAUUUGUUGUUAAUAUAGGCUUAUUAUUUUUCUAUAGGAAAAACAACAUUUGUUUUCGCCUUGAUUAUCCUGUAAAUAAUUUUUAAAUAAUUAUUUUCUCGUAUCUAACACUUCAAAUAUCGACAUGCAGUUGUUUGACUGAAUAUAUAUAUACAUAUAUUUAAUUACUUUUAUUAUUACUUUGAAAAAAUGCAUGAAAAAAAACUAUUUAUUUAAAUAUUUCAAACCCAAAAAUGUUUUCUGUGAUAAAAUACGAAACUUGAGCUAAUUAUUAGUACUAUUGCACAACCAAAAAUACAGGUUUAUCAAGUGUAUCCUACAUAAUAUAAUA